This is a messenger RNA of Odocoileus virginianus texanus, 829 nucleotides long. The record is from RefSeq and is a predicted model, not a curated record. Lineage: Eukaryota; Metazoa; Chordata; Mammalia; Artiodactyla; Cervidae.
CCUUCCUCCCGAACUCCUCUUGCUUUUGAUAAUGGCCUUGGACUUGGACGACUUAUCGAUUUCUCCCUGUAAGAUGCUGUAUCAUUUGGUUGGGGGGGGCUCUGCAUGGUAAUGGACAGUGCGAGAGGCCAGGCCUCCUGGAGGUGAGCCGAUGGAGAUUUAUUCCCCAGACAUGUCCGAGGGAGCUGCUGAGAGGUCCUCGAGCCCUUCCACUCAGCUGAGUGCAGACCCAUCUCUGGACGGGCUUCCGGCAGCCGAAGACAUGCCGGAGACCCAGACUGAAGAUGGGAGGUCCCCGGGGCUCGUGGGCCUGACUCUUCCCUGCUGCGUCUGCCUGGAAACCGAGCGCCUGAGAGGUUGCCUCAACUCAGAGAAAAUCUGCAUCGUCCCCAUCCUGGCUUGUCUGAUCAGCCUCUGCCUCUGCAUCGCCGGCCUCAAGUGGGUGUUUGUGGACAAGAUUUUUGAGUAUGACUCUCCCACUCACCUUGACCCUGGGGGAUUAGGCCAGGAUCCUAUUAUUUCUCUGGAUCCAACUGCAGCUUCAGCUGCUGUGUGGGUUUCAGCCAAGGCGUACACUUCACCUGUCUCCAGGGCUCAGUCUGAAACUGAGGUUCGAGUUACAGUGCAAGUUGACAAUACCCUUGGGUCCUCCGAGCCCUCGGCGGGCCCCACCCCCAAGAACCGUAUCUUCGCUUUUUCUUUCCGGCCGUCCACUGCCCCAUCCUUCCCUCCACCCACUCGGAGCCCUGCCGUGAGACCAUCCAAGACAGCCACUCAGCCACCAUCAACAGAAACUAAUCUCCAAACUGCUCCUAAACUUUGUAAGUAG